CAUUUCCACUAUGUCUCUAGCAAGUCCGUGUCUGUCCUUUGGGUGAAACGAAAAAGUAGCGGAAAAGUUCGCGCACGAAAUUAUUAAGAAAUAGAAAUGGCUUCGAACGUGUUUUUAGAGAUUCUGAUAUUAGUAAACGUGUUCUUUAUUAAAGGAUUCACGAGCGAGACGGGCGUCAUCUCGAAAAUAAGCGAUGUUGACGUGCAAACGUGCAUCGAGAACUUCGAUAUACACAAGGACAAAAUUAUCAGGACGCAGGAUUCGAGGGCGAUGGGAGCAAAAUAUCUGAACGAGAUAGACCUGGACUCCAGGGAGGAAUGUCUGAGGCUAUGCUGUGAGACGGAGAACUGUGAUGUUUUUGUUUACGAAGAGAAGAAGGCCGGCAGUUGUUAUUUGUUCCAAUGCGGUCCACCGGAAGAUUUCAAGUGCAAGUUUGCCCACCACGUGAACUACACGAGCGCCGUUUUGGCGGUGAACAGGCAUUUGCCCGAUCUGGAAAGUCAGAUCAGGCUCACGAAGCACGAAGAGGAUUUAACAAAGUUAAGGUCUUUCACGUUCAAGAAGCCAGAAGUGAAACUGGAAACAACGACGGUCACGACUACGACGACGCGCAAAGCAAUCUUGAAGACCAAAACCCCGGAAACAAAACGUAAAUGCAGUAAUUACCAAUUCGAAUGUAGAUCGACCGGGGAGUGUAUAGCUAUUUACAAUGCUUGCGACGGAAUACCGCAAUGUGCGGAUGGAAGCGAUGAAGCGCCGGAGUUGAGGUGUCCAGAAUCAACGACUUUAACGCCAGUUAUUAGCAUCAAGAAAACACCGAUUGAAACGAAAUCGAAUGCGCCAGACGACAAAUCUAGGAUAGUACCUUACCAGUCGGUGCAGCAGGAGGAAGUGUACAAAGCGCAGAUGAUGCAGCAUCCGCAGGACUUCCUGAAACCAGACCCUUUGUUGAAUCCUUUGCAUUCACGAAACUACAACGCUCAUCAGAUCCCUCAGUACCAGCAGUACAUGCCUCCGCAGCAGCAGCAGCAGCCGCCGAAUUGGGGAGCUCGCGAACUUCCGCCACCUGUCUAUGCUGAUAAGAACAGUCACAUAUUUAACCAUAAGGAGGUGGGCUUACAAGUUUCGGACGUCGGGGAAGCCAGGUAUAAUAAAUAUAAGGGAGCUAUGCAAACGCUGCAUCGAGCUCUUGGAUACGGGAACAAUGCUGGCCAACUGCAGUACGUCGAUACAAGGGAUUACGGCAAGAUUCCCAGUUAUUACGGAUCCGAAGUAUAUCGACAACCACCCAUUCUUCCACCAAAUUGGGAAAAACCUCAACCACCAGUUUAUAGAAAAGAUAGCAAUAUACAGCCUGUCUACAUAGACGAGCAGAGACCUUCUGUGGAAGAACCCAAAUGGACCCAAGAAACGUUGAAACAUGAACAGGAUAAGAUGGCUCACGAAUUGAAGCACUCCAAGGAGCAUUUCGAAACUGAUAAGAAAAAAACGGAAAGCCAUCAAAGCCAUAGUUCAAGUCACAGUCAUUACGCUGUAGUUGCCGAGUAUAAGACUACAGCUGACGAGGUCGAGGAUGGCAUAGUACCGAUUCCAGGCGGAGCUCUCCUAUCCUUGAUCAUAGGAUUCAUAGUGAUGAUUUGCUUAGGCAUCUUGAUAGCCUGUCGCACGAAAGCCAUGAGAGCCCGUCGAUACAGCAGAAAGGGCAAGUCCUACGCUCACGACGCCGACUAUUUGGUGAACGGGAUGUACUUGUAAUUGUAGUGUUGCAUUCGAGAUGUUUUUGUUACGACUAAAAAAAAAUAUAAUAAUAAAGAGCAGAAAAAUAAAAUCAUUGUUAUAAGCAACUUGCGUUGCCCUCAUACAUACGGUAUAAACAUUAACGAUUACAAUUUGUAUAAGCUAACUCUCAUAUCAUGUACAUUGCCUUAUACUCUUUAUAAAAACUUA
Messenger RNA from Nicrophorus vespilloides, 1947 nucleotides. RefSeq lists its product as uncharacterized. The coding region runs from base 97 to 1755 and encodes 552 amino acids. Gene Ontology annotation, molecular function: protein binding. Lineage: Eukaryota; Metazoa; Arthropoda; Insecta; Coleoptera; Silphidae. The record is from RefSeq and is a predicted model, not a curated record. The transcript is spliced from 10 exons.